AUGCAAGAGACUCAAAGAAUUGAAUCUAUGCUUUAUGAUUACGAAACUACGUAUAGAACUGACUAUCGCUUCGGUGAGAUUCGCGAGUAUCCCAAAACGAUAUAUAAAGAAAAACUCUCGCGAUACAAACGUGGAGAACCAGAAUAUAAAAACAUUCACACUCUGGCCAAGUGGCAAGGGAAAAUGCCACCAUUCAGUCUUCUACAUAAGCCUAAAGACAUUUUAAGAACUAAUCCAAAUAACGUGCAGCCGUAUUAUGAGAAACCAGUAGACGUAGACCAUGAACAAGCUCAAAAGACCCGCCCCCGUCUCGUGAUGACGCCGGCAGUGAGUAUGGACGACAUCGAGGACGAACGCGCCCGCAACAUUCUAUGCACAGACAUGUACACUAGCGUCAUGACUCGAGCUAUGAGGGAAGCGAUCACUCCUUGUAAUAGCUUGAAAGCGCCUUUACCUGGAACUCCGGCGCCUGCGAAUCCUAUAACAUUGCCAAAACUUAAACCAGCCUACGUAUCUCCAGAAUGGCGGAUGGACUCCGUCAUGUGGGAUAGAAAGCAAUUGCGGGGUUAUUGUGACCCCACGAAAGAGUUUUGGCUUUCUCGAGAACCUCCUAAGUACUAUCUACAAUUAAUU
Messenger RNA from Brenthis ino (lesser marbled fritillary), 633 nucleotides. NCBI's taxonomy places the organism in Eukaryota, Metazoa, Arthropoda, Insecta, Lepidoptera, Nymphalidae. The record is from the annotation of a GenBank genome assembly.